GGGGCGCAGGUUCAAAUCUGCGUAGCAGAAUGGAGAAACCAGAACCUGUGAAAAGCUAUGAUUUAAUAAUUCAUAGCCGGAAUGAGGACACACGCGUUCACAGAUGAUUUUAACGACGUCAUAGCCCAAAUGUGUUCUGCACACGGCACCGAACAACCGCAGUCGAGCCGUGCGCAAAACACGUGUAAGUGGUGGUACGCACUUUCUGAGUUCCCGACGAACAGUGCUGACUGCCCUCAGAAUGAAUAACCAGGACAGGCAGGAGUGUUACAGGUGCCACGAGAUUGGCCACUAUGCCAGGGAAUGUCCCACUGAAGGCGGUGGACCCAGACGUGGCGGCUACUCGUCACGCGGCGGCCGUGGCGGCGGCGGCCGUGGCAGGCGCCCAGAUCAGGAUCGCUGCUACAGGUGUAACCAGAAGGGACACAUUGCCCGUGACUGUCCGUUACCUGAUGAUGUGUGCUACAACUGCAAGGAGUCGGGCCACAUCGCCCGCAAAUGCCCCAACCAGACAUCUGAUGAGCCCUGCUGCUACUCCUGUGGGGAGCCUGGGCACAUCGCCCGUAGAUGCACCAACAACUCGCAGGAGUGCUACAACUGUGGGGUUGUGGGGCACUUGGCCCGUGACUGCCCCAGUGGAGGCGAGCGGCAGCGUCGCAGCACCGACACCCGUAGCUGCUACAACUGUGGAGAGACCGGCCACAUUUCGAAGGAGUGCCCCGAGGCGAAGGUCCCUGGCAAGUGCUUCAAGUGCAACGAACUCGGACACUUUGCCCGUGAGUGCGAUAAAGAGGAACAAGAACAGAUGUAAUGAACCUGGUCAUGAGGCACGCAACUGUCCCACCGUCAACUCCAAUUGCUAUAAUUGCGGUGAGCCCGGGCACUUGGCUCGUGAGUGCUCGUCGGUUGCGUAAAGAUUUCGACCUCUGACUUGGGAUCAGCUUUUGGCAUCACGGCUUCUACGGACGACCCGCCGCCCCAAGAGUUGUGGAGGGUGCAGUCGGUAUGGCGGAGCUCGCACAACGGAAGUGUAUAAGAAUAAAUAAACUUACAAACACCUGAUGUUAUGUUAAACUUGAUUAUAUGAGCCUCUGUAUAAUCUCGACAAAAUUUUUGUGUAGGGGGAGUGGAGUGGUCAGAGAGCAGCUACUAUUUUGCAGUUUGUUGAUUGUAUUGCACCGUUUGGUGCACAAUGCACAUGGGGAGGUGUGUGCACAUGCACUUCACGCAUGUGCAGAUGCUAACUGCAAAGUGCAGGUGUUACGAGGCGGUGAACCAACUUAAUUUUCACAUUUGUGGAGUGAGGGGGAGGGGAGACCCGAAGUUCUCCGGGGUUAGUAGGCUCCUUUGGACCGAUGAGGACUUCUGUGGUAGGGUGGAUACUGGAGAAACUUGGCUUGUUUGGACUAUUUUUUUAUUCUCCACAUAGCACAUGGGAUAUUUGGAGUUAUAAUCUCAGCGGAAGUUGGAAGCUUGGCCCAGUGGGCCUUAUUCCCUCCCAAAGCCACAGAACUCUCAUUACUUCAAAGGACGUAGUUGGAAGAAUGGCAAUCCUUGGUGAGGUUGCAUUGCAUCAGCCAUUUUCUUUGUGAUUGACAGUUUGAAACAGUGGGUAUCCUUUGUAUCAAUAAUCCUUUUGAACAUUUAAACUGUUAUCUUAAUAGGUAGUAUUUGCACCGCUUCAGUUGGCAUUUGAACAAUUGUGACAACUACAUUAGUAUUGCCAUGGAAAGUUGCAUGUGGAUUUUGACAAAUGCAGUAUACUAGUAAUUAAUUACCAAUAUUUCUACUGUUUUUCCCACCAGCAUGAAGCUUAGACAAGUCAUUUAUUUUCACAAUUUAUGUAGUGAUGGUAUGAUAUGCUUUAGUGAUCGUAGGAGGAUAGGUAUGAAUGUAUCACACGUAGAAGUCGAGUAUAGUAUUCAGUGCAGUCUAGAGCCUUUGUUAAGGAACCGUAAUGCUUUAAGGCAACAGUUAAGACAUUUAAGAAGUUGUUACCCCACAAGUUUAUACACAUGAGUGGUGGAGAGUCAAGAGCACUUUGAGACUGGAGACCUCUGGAGACAAUAUGCAAAAACUUGUUUGACAAUCUUUGAUGCAAGGGGAAAAACAUGUGACCACACAAUUGCCAGUCUAGCCUCUUGUUGGCCAUGACUUUACUUUUAACCUACUCUUGGUUUUUAUCCAAUGCAGAUUUUGAAGAGUGGAAAAUCCCUCUGGAGGAAGGGGGUUAUUACUGUUAUAUAAAUAUCAAAAGCUGAAAUCCUGUGUAACAAACUUUUCUCAACAUAAGAAACAUAAAAUCGAACCAGCAAAAAGAUAUGUUCUGACUAAUCUCUAAGCAGAUCUUGCAGUGACAUAAGAUAUAAUCAUAAGCUGGAGAAGGUGGCCAAUGUAACUGCUAAACUCAUUCCCCAGCUUAUGAUACUAUCUUAUGCCACCAAGAUUAUGUUCUGAUCAUAACGCUUUUUCCAGAUCAUGCUCCCCUUUCUCUUGUUUGCUUUUGCAUAGAUUGUCUCCAGUGGUCUCUAGUAUAAUUGUUUCAUUCAUUUAUGGUCUGAGGUAAGGAGACCAGUGUUUUUGCAUUGUAACCAUUGAAGUUAGAUAACCUCUAGCUUCCUUUGCAGCCUUCCAGGGUGUUGGUGUUUGUUGUGGUUGCAAUUUUCAACAUCGCAAUCAGGUUUCUAUGCUGAGAAGCUGCUUGAGCUAUAAAGUUGUGUUUCCACUUAAUCGUUUUUCCUCUUUCUUGUGGAAACACGACCUUUUGGCAUAAGAACCUUCCUGGAUUGAAACUUGACCACGAUGAUGUUGAAAAUCGCCAGUCAGUGCUCCCACCAACAGUUAACACCAGCACCCGUAGAGGACAGCAAAGGAUUCUAGAUACCUUGCUGCGGCAGCAGCAGAGUUUCCUAGUACUAUUGUUGUGGCAGGAGUAGUGUCAGGAGGCGCCUAGCAGAGAAUGCUCCGUACUCAGGAAAGUUUAUCAUCUGUGUUUUUCGAACGUGGCUCCCGUGUCGAGCUGAGGAGAACUUCACACGUGUUCUUGUGCCUAUCAUUACCAAUGUAUCGGCCUGGCCUUCUCUGCCAUGAGGGCGAGGCUGCUACGUCGGGAGCCAUGUUUGAAAGUUGUCUGUUGUGAGGCAGACGAGGGGGUCGCAAUUUCAAAUGCCUUUUUUUCCCAGCCUGCCUGAAAUGGCGACCCCUGGAGGAAGGAGAGGUGGAAAUAAAACAGUUCAGUGCAAAUAUUUUGUUUGGGGUGAUUGGCAUGAUUUACAACAAAGAACUAAAAUCUGCAUGUGCAAUUUGAAAUUCGUUUUGUACAUGAAAUUGCUGUCAAGAAUAUUAAGAAAAUUGCACUUGUAGCCUUGUGACUUCAUUUUAAUUUUCCGUUCACCAUAUAUUUAGAGUUGGCAUUAUCAAACAUGUCCAACCGUUAAAUUGUCAGUCAUCCCAACAGGCUUUGUUGGCUAACUGUUCUGGUCAAAGUCUCAGUUUAGCACCCCUGCUGCCAGUCUUGGCCACAGGAAAAAAUGGCAGGGGGUGUUAAAUUCUACUGUACUAAAGCGGUACACAAAGACACUACGGUGUCACUGUCAUGUUUGGAGGAGUGUACUAAAGUGCCAUGGACAAAACUUUAAAAAAAAUCUUGAAGCUACUGUAUGUUGGAAGGAGUGUACCUGGUGAAUUCUGUAUCAGAGCUCUUAUUUUGUUUACAGAGCACUAUUGAGCACAGAUUUAAAAGAAAAAAUUGUAAAUUAUUUUUGGACUAGUUUAGCUGGACACCUAUGGAGAGAUGGAGGAGCGAUAGGAUGCAGGUACCGAUAUUGUAGUUAUGUCUGCUUUGCUGGGGAGACCACAAACCUAUUUUAUAUCAAUAAAGUAGGCGUUGGAGGAG
Branchiostoma floridae (Florida lancelet) is the source of this 3895-nucleotide messenger RNA. RefSeq names its product cellular nucleic acid-binding protein-like. Lineage: Eukaryota; Metazoa; Chordata; Leptocardii; Amphioxiformes; Branchiostomatidae. The coding region runs from base 242 to 811 and encodes 189 amino acids. Gene Ontology annotation, cellular component: cytoplasm. The record is from RefSeq and is a predicted model, not a curated record. The transcript has 7 exons. Gene Ontology annotation, biological process: positive regulation of cytoplasmic translation. Gene Ontology annotation, molecular function: mRNA binding; zinc ion binding; translation regulator activity.